AAUUGCCAGAAACGUGUAAGGUAGACCAGUAUUAUGACCCCGGAGUUCUGAUGUGUCGGUCUUGUCAAACCAAUGCAUCGAUGGUGCGGUCUGGUGAUGGGUUUGGAUGUAGUUGCGCGGAACAUAGCGUACCAGCUGGUAUAGGGGCCUGUAGAUCAUGCAAUGCCACCGCGGUGGUGUCCGCCGAUGGGACCUCGUGUGUGCCGAGGAGGUGCCAGGUCGUCGCCGGGAAAUUUGUAUGCAGGAAAUGUCCUAACGAUUUUGUAUCAGUGACCCAAAAUUUCGACGGAUCACCAAUGAAAGAAGUGCAAUGCGUGAAGUGUGCGCGCGGGUACAAAGCUCAAGGGAAUAUUUGCGUCAGAUGCGAGGCUUGCACUUGUAAUAAGGAUCAAGUCGUGGUUAGGGGCUUGUGUGUGGCCAAGAGUUUUGUGAACAACCGGCCGAAGUAUGAAGAAAUAGUAUUACAUCCUACGACGUUGCUCGAUGUCGUUAAAUACGAGUAUUUGUGUGUUCAAAACGAUACGCGAGCUUGUCGCUUUUUAGCGAAUGAAUGUGUAAAUAAUUUUUACACCAUCGAUGUUGCUGGACCGUGCAGAUUAUGGCUGCAGCCGAAACUGACGCUUCCAUUGGCUUUGCCACAACUGACAGUGGAUGUAAAAACUUACGACAGAAAUACUGGAGUUAUUCUACCUCAUGGCAAGGAUACAGUUUUUAUAUCCGUGGCGUUACAUACAUCGGAUGGAGGUUUUAAAUACCUUCGAGAAACGAAACACAAAGCGUUGUCAUGUUAUUUACCAAUCGCAAUAAAAAUUGGCACGGAUUUCUCAUUUGACUGCGAAAUUAAUUUAUCGGAAGUCAGCUUGUCGAAGUUGAACGGAACUCUAGUACCGUAUUUACAUGCAGACGAACCAAAAUCAUUGCCGGUUUCUUUGAUAAAACCAGAUGGUCACAAUGUUCAGAGAGGAACUUGGCCGACAAGCCAAUUUGGACGUUAUUAUAUAGUACACAAUGCUGUUUCAGUAACAGCUAAUAUAACGAACACGAUAUAUCUACGUACUCUGACAUUUAAACUACGCAUUGAAAGAGACAAAUACAGCCUCGGAGGAUUACGAGUCCGUAUAGAUAUAGAGGCUCAAUACGACAAGACGCUCCGGAUAGAGAGUGAAGUGAUCACGACUCUAAGGGUCCAGCACGAGAUGCCCGGCGCAGGGCUGUUCCGCGCUUUGGAGAUCUGGGCUAGUGUUCUAGGCGUUCUAUCGUUGUUAUACGCGAUGGUGCAAUACCGCAGCGUAGUGCGUAGAGGCGGUCUGUACUUGGCUGCGCUGCCGAUACUAUGUGGUGCUGUUGCUGACAUGCUGUUCUUUUCUAUUUGGCUCUCUAUUCUCCACGCGAUGGCUGCAGAACUGAGCACGUUUGGGUUGACCCUACCACCGUCCAAGCAAGAGGAAAAAAUGAUUAAGGCGUUUAUUUAUACAGCCGUGUCAUUGAAGCUUGUGAAAGCGGCUUGGGUUAAUUGGAAUCAGUGCCGCUGCGACAUCUUCUUUCUUGAUUGGUCUGAAUACAAUUCUCCUUGGAAAGAUGCACCAGUCAGUGAUAAUUCCAGUAAUUGGAAAAUUUGCUCGUUGGCAAAGGAAUGGAGUGUUAUGCAGACUAAAAGAAGAGUAUCGCCAGGCUAUGUGAUACCUCUAGCACUUGUUAUUCUGCGGAUAAUGGAUCCGUGGUACUCCCACUUCCCUGCAAGCGAUGGGUACAGAUGGGGCAUAACAGCUCUCGCCUGGUGGUCAUCAUAUAUAGCUGUACUGUUAUCUCGAUGGUUGAAGGACAGAUUCCUUGGUUCACCAGCCUCUGUGCUCCCUAACACUUGCUCCGGCGUGGGAAUAUCCUUAUUAGUGUUUCAAGAGGAAUAUCAUGCUCAUUAUGUGCACGGAAGGAACGAUCAAUCUAAAGAAUUAAGGUCAACAAUGGUCGGACAACAGGCAAGUUGUCGCAUCGUGUGUUCACCGCAGUUGAGGGCUGUGUACAAACAGUUAUCGACGUCGGAAACAGCAGGACAUUUAGGUUUAAAUGAAACGAAACAAACAGUUCUAUCGAAGUUUUUCGCGGCUUUUUUUGAACGUGCGUUAGACGGGCUCAGUUGGGUCGCUAGCGAGCGGACCAUACUAGAGAGAUUAUUCGACAUCGAACUAACGACUAGAGAAGCUGGCACGACCAGCACCUUGCUGUACGAUGACAAUGAGCCAUCGUGUUUCGCUGUCACGUGGUGGGGCGAAGAAUGGACUCUAUGUACGCUUGACGCGAUGAUCUUCAGCUGUGUUUACAUUGCUGCUAACGAUGUUCUAUUGGCUGCUGUAAUCACACUCACUCUUUGGCAGAUAAUGAAGUUUCUCAGAGAGUUGUUUGGCGAGAGAAAUUUAAAUCAAAAUAUUGAUUUGGAAACAUAAGUUAUUAGGUUGGAGUUUAUUACCUGUAGAAUUGUAUGAUGUAGUAGAUUCUGUUAAAUAAUUGAGUUUGGAAAGCGUAAAACAUGUUGAAAUUG
Manduca sexta (tobacco hornworm) is the source of this 2536-nucleotide messenger RNA. RefSeq lists its product as uncharacterized. Gene Ontology annotation, biological process: cilium assembly. The transcript is spliced from 19 exons. Bases 51 to 2441 code for a protein of 796 amino acids. The record is from RefSeq and is a predicted model, not a curated record. NCBI's taxonomy places the organism in Eukaryota, Metazoa, Arthropoda, Insecta, Lepidoptera, Sphingidae. Gene Ontology annotation, cellular component: MKS complex; ciliary transition zone.